Salarias fasciatus (jewelled blenny) is the source of this 7072-nucleotide messenger RNA. It is a transcript of the gene bicra, whose product is annotated as BRD4 interacting chromatin remodeling complex associated protein. The transcript is spliced from 15 exons. The coding region runs from base 65 to 5746 and encodes 1893 amino acids. Gene Ontology annotation, biological process: positive regulation of DNA-templated transcription. Lineage: Eukaryota; Metazoa; Chordata; Actinopteri; Blenniiformes; Blenniidae. The record is from RefSeq and is a predicted model, not a curated record. Gene Ontology annotation, cellular component: SWI/SNF complex.
AGCAGCCCGUGCGAGGCUGUCCUGGAGACCCCGCGCUGCCUGCACCUCUAUCGUCUCGGUUGUCAUGGAUGAUGAAGACGGCAGGUGCCUUCUAGAUGUAAUUUGUGACCCAGAAGCUCUCAAUGACUUUCUUCAUGGAUCUGAGACCCAUUUGGACACUGACGACCUUUUGGAUGGUUCGAGUGACCCCUCCAGCUCGUUCUUCUCUACCACUGGGGGCCAUGUUCCAGAGGUCCAGCCGGCGGUCCAGUUGUCGGCCAACGAGUCGACGGGCCUCCCCAGAGUCAGUGUUGACCUGGACUUCCUGGAAGAUGAUGACAUCCUGGGAGGAUCCCCGGGUGGAGAAGGUGGGAGCAAUGGCAUUGGGACGAACCACGAGCCGUGCGACAUCCUGCAGCAGAGCCUGGCUGAAGCCAACAUCACAGAGCAAAGCCUACAGGAGGCCGAGGCUGAGCUGGACCUGGGCUCCUUUGGAAUUCCAGGCCUCACACAAGUGGUUCAGACGCUGCCCGAUGCCAGCCUCUCUGGGGCGGGAGGCACUGCGGUUGGUGUAGGCAUCGGUGUCGGGGGGACAGCAGCGAUUUUCCCUGGAUCAGCCCCGAACGCCACGGUGACCCCCCCAAACGCGACAGCUGACAUGCUGGGAUCGGUGCUCGCUCAGCAGGGCCUUCAGAUCCAACCCCAAGUCAUGAACAAGGCCAUUAGCGUUCAGCCUUUUAUGCAGCCCGUGGGCCUGGGAAAUGUGACACUUCAAUCCAUUUCGAGUAUCCAAGCUCUUUCAAACGGAGGUCAGUCUGGACAUUUGGGGAUCGGACAGAUUCAGGUUGUGGGUCAGCCUACAGUCAUGACUAUCAAUCAGUCUGGGCAACCAAUCCUGGCUAAGGCCAUGGGUGGCUACCAGCUGCACCAAUCUGGAGCAGAGGUUUCAGGAGCUGGUUCUCAGGCAGGGCUUGGAGCCUCGGGAGGUGGACUUUUGAUCCAAAGCAACAAGGCCACUUUGGGAUCUCCAGCUUUAAAUGGACCUGCCGUUUGUGUCAGUAGCACGAACAGCAGCAGUGGUGGUACAAUGACUGCUCCCGCUGGGCUUGUGGGCUUUAGCAGCACCCCUCUAAGUUCAGGAAUUGGACCCCAGACGCAAACCCAAGGCCAAAUCAUGCAAAACGUGAUCAUCCAGAGGACACCGACACCCAUUCAGCCUAAACCCCCACAGGGGGGAGCCAUCCAACCGAAGCUCUUUAAACAGCAACCACAGCCGCAGCAGCAGUCCCAGCCACAGCCAGCGCCCCAAGCCCUGCAAAAUGAUGCCCAUAAGGCUCUUGGGCUGCAGCAGCUCCCAGUUUCUGCUGCUCAGAAUGUCGCCUUCCUGACAGGAAAGCCAGGCUCAAAUGUUGUCCUGAGUACACAAGCCACAACACAAGGCCCUCAGUUUCAACAAACCUUGUUCAAGCAACAAGCAGCACAAGCGUCUGGAAAGCCUCUGAGUGUACAUUUAUUAAACCAACCGAGCAGCAUCGUUAUUCCCUCUCAGACUGUUCUACAAGGUCAAAACCACCAGUUUCUCUUGCCGCAGCUACAGGCGGGUGGACAGAUCCUCACGCAGCACCCUGGGGGCCACAUCAUCACUAGUCAGGGGCCUGGUACACAACUCAUUGCAAACCAGAUUUUAACUGCAAACCAGAACAUCAAUUUGGGUCAGGUGUUGACUUCACAGGGCCAUCCUGGUGCUGCCCACAUCCUCUCCGGACCCAUUCAGCUACAACAUGGCCAGAUGGGCACGCCCACACUCUUUCAGAUGCCCGUUUCGUUGGCUCAGAGUCAAAAUCAGACACAGACCCACACUGUCUCAGGUCAUGCCCAGACAGUCAUACAGGGCAUGCCCAUCCAGAACUCCCUGACCAUGCUGAGUCAAGUGGAGGGCCUGAGUCCUGCCGUCAGCCUUCAGCCCGCCCUGCAGCAGCAGCCCGGUGGAGUCCCCAGCAGCACGGGAGCCGUAACCAUGGCUCAAGGCCAGCCCGGAGAGUGCGUUACCGUGCUGGGAAGCUCCACGGACCAGGCUGCUCAUCCUCCUCAGCAGCUUGUACAGCAGUCAUCGAUCCUCGCCAUGCAACCGGCUCCCUCUGUGUCCACAGCGACCACAGUUCCCUCCUCUUCUCCGUCCAUGUCUGUUCCCACCUCCUCUUCCGUCACAGCGGUGGGGCUGGUCCCCCCUCAGGCUCAGCACAGUCCGGGAAGGUUACUGUUCACCAACCAAGGGUCCAGCAUGAUCCUGAGCCAGGAGUCUCUGCAGAUGUUCCUGCAACAGGAGCAGCACCAUCAAACAGAGAAUGAGUCAACCCCCUCUGUGGGCGUUCCGGCGUCUGUAAUCGUCAGCAGCAACAGCGUCACUACUCCAGCCCCCGCUGUCCAUGACAGCCAAUUAACAGACUCAUGGGUGGGUCAGAGCCACAGCCCUUCCCCUGGCCCCUCCCCCAUGACAACAGUGGGGAAGCAGGUUCCCUCCAGUGGACAGCAACAGCCCCUGAAGAUCCAGAACAUGUCCCCCUCGCCAGCCUUGACGUCGCACGCCGCCGCGCCCCCGGUGGCGGAAAGCCCCCAGCCCUCGCAGUCCCCUCUCACCCUGAGCCAGCAGAUCCAGUCACCGCACCAUCAGCAGCAGUCGCGUCCCCCGUCCCAGCCUCAGCCGCAGCCCCAAACCCCCUCUCGCUCGUGCACGCCUUCAUCUCACCCCCCACUCUUUAUUGUCCAUAACCAAAUCGCGGAGUCCCCUCAACCCGCCGCCCAAGGCCAGCCCCAGCAAACGCCGCCCCAGCAGGCGCACAUUCAAGUUCAGCUGCAGCCCCAGCCGCGGCCGGCUUCUCAGCCCGCCCCUUAUCAACAGGAUAUGCCUCCCAUGUCGCAGUCGCCCAAGCCUCCUCCCGCACCGCCGGCGCAGCACCAGUUCACUGCGCCUCCUGUCAGCGUUUGCGCCACCGCCGUCGUGAAGACCCAGCUUCCCAUCCAGGGCCUGACGUCGGAUCAGCAGCACCACCUGCAGAUAAUAGCAGCACAAAUUCAGACUCUGUCGUCCAUCGCUCAGCCGUCGCCUCAGCAGAAACAGCUGCUGGAGAAGCUGCACCAGGUCCAGCAUAGCAUCAUGAUCCAAGCCAAGCAGCCCCCCCAGCCUCAGCCUCAGCCUCAGCCUCAGCCUCAGCCUCAGCCUCAAGCCACCAGUCAGUUCAGUUCCCAGCAAGGUGUGCCUGUUGAUAAAGUGGUGAUCGCAUCAUCCGCCAGCGCUGCUGCUCCCGCUCCGCUCCCCUCAAUGCUGCAGCCGACGUCAGUGCUCGUUAAAACUCCUGCUACAGCAUCAAGUGACUUACAGGUAUUCUCAGGAGGCCAAGGGCCAGCUGGAGCAAUGGUGAAUCAGACUGUCACUCCUGCCAGCCUUACUCAGCCUGUACAGGUUCAGCCAAAGCCAGGAGUGAUCAGCUCAGUGGGGGGGAUGACUCUGGGGAAAGGUGGGAUGCAGAUACAGGUGUUGGGAGGUAACCUGACUCAAAUGCCUGCUCCACAGCCCCCAGCUCCCGUGCAAACUCAGACGACAACAAUGAAAAUGCCUUUCAGUGCAGAGCCCAGUAAAGAAGCCAGGAUGCUUGAACAGCUAAGAAAACAUCAGGGUUCAGCGCUUCAUCCAAACUACAGUGCUCCUUUCCACUCUUUCGAGGACACACUGCACAGACUGCUGCCUUACCAUCUCUACCAGGGAACUGCCAACUCUUCUCAAGACUAUCAAAGAGUGGAUGAUGAGUUUGAGAGGGUCUCAUGCCAGCUGUUGAAAAGGACCCAGGCCAUGCUGGAUAAAUAUCGUUACUUGCUCUUUGCGGAGUCAAAACAGAGACUGGGCCCCUCGGCAGAGAUGGUGAUGAUCGACCGGAUGUUCAUUCAGGAGGAGAAGAUCGCUUUAAAUCAGGACAAGGUUCUGGCCAAGGAGAGACCAGAGGAGUUUGUGGCAAACGUGCGAAUGUUGGAGAGCGUCCUCUCUCAAAAGAAAUCAUCACCUGCUGAACCCACGCCAGCGAGUACCGGCGUCUCUUCUGCUGCUGCUGCUCCUGCACCCGCUGCCCCCGCCCCGGCCCCCCUCCCCAACGUUACCCCGAAUCCUGCCCCCGCCCCGACUCCAGCUCCAGCUCCAGCUCCCGCCUCCCUGCCCCCUGCUGCUUCAGCUCCCCCUGCCGCCCCGUCCGUUUCCCCUUUCCCCCCAACCAAGCUGGUCAUCAAGCAGGGAGGGGGCGGAGCUUCUGUGUCCUGGUCCAGCAGCUGCCCCCCGCCUCCAGCUGCAGCAGCCAAGCCGGCGACCGAACCCACCGGCCAGAGCUCCUCUUUCAGCCGUCCUCCAUCAGCAUCCUCCUCGUUCUCCUCCUCGGGCUCUAAAGCGGCGGCCGACGACGACGACGCCCUGCCGCAGCGAACCAGCAAGCCCCCCAUUAAGACCUACGAGGCCCGCAGGAGAAUCGGCUUGAAGUUGAAGAUCAAGCAGGAUCAGACUGGGUUCAGUAAGGUGGUCCACAACACUGCCUUAGAUCCGGUGCACACACCUCAACCUCAGCCGAGCAGCCAGUCGGCGGCGCAGCAGCAGACUCAGCCGGAAGCCGCUGGACCACAUGCAAAGCCCCGCCCUUUGUCGACCCCCCCUCCCUCGGUCAUCAGAACUCAGUCCCCCGUAUGCACUGCUUCAUCCGGGUUAUCGGUCACGAUAUCAACCUCUCAGUCUAACGCACCGUCGAGAGGCAGCAAUCCCUCCAGCGCAGCGCCAUCCUCCUCCUCCUCCUCCUCCUCCUCCACGCAGAUGAACGGGACGCUGGAUCACCACGACACGGCCGGGUUGAAACACAACCCCUCCUCCACUGCCACCCCCUCACAGACAACCUGCCGCCUGCCCCUCCGAAAGACCUACCGGGAAAACAUCAGCCCCCGGGUCCGGCCCGGCGUCCCGGGCGGCGGCGACGAGAGUCUGUCCUACCCCAGAACCACGCCGUCGCCCCCCAGGCACGAGGCCUCCACCCCUCCCUCAGAGCGAACAGUGAUAGCCAGCGUGAAGGUGGAGAAAAGAGACAGGGAGGCCCUGCACGCUCGCACGGAGGCGAGCCACGACGGGGGCCGCCUGGGCGGCGCCGUGCAGGGGCUGAGCGAAAUGGACGAGGUCUUUAACCGCGGGAUUAAAACCGCUCAACACCACCACCUCCCGCAGUUCCUCGACAGGGAGGGCGCCAAGGAGAGGGCGGAGGAGCACACAGACCAAGAGACAGAUGUAAGUACUUUUAAAAGAUUGAGCGGAAAAAAUAGACACAGGGUGGGGGGGACGUUUAGGAUGGACCAGCAUGCACCUGGGCCUCCGUCCCCGGAGUCCUCCUUCGCUCGAGACUCUUUGCUUCCUGCCAAACGUUGCAAGUCGGACUCUCCUGACAUGGACAAUGCCAGCUUCUCCAGCGGCAGCCCUCCGGACGACUCUCUGAACGAGCACCUGCAGUGCGCCAUCGACAGCAUCCUGAACCUGCAGCAGGAGCCCUCGGCCCGCGGGCACCACAUCAAAGGGGGCGGCAGGUCCCACCAACACCAAAGUCAGCGGGCGGGGGGCUCGGCGUCCUCGUCCCACAGGUCUGCGGCCCCGCCCCCUUCCUCGGCCUCUGCGUCGUCCUCGUUGGCCCAGCACCCUCAGGUCGGCGGCCGCGGCCACAACGGCAGCCUGGUGCCCCAGACUCAGAGCAGAUAACAGCCCCUCGGCCGCUGGCCGGACACACGGGGGAGGGCGGGACUGAGAGGACAGUGCGGGGGGCAGGGGAAGGGGAAGGGGGCGCUGUGAACACAAUAUCACUGUACUACUCUGCCAAGCUGUGUUGGCUCUGUUUGUCCAUUUGAAUUGUCCAGACAUUUCCUUACCAUUCGCAUUAAAUGAGUGUGGUCAAAGGUAAAAUGGUGACAUUGCAGACUUGAAGGUGCCUGACAGGCUAUGAGUGUGUGUGCGUGUGUGUGUGUGUUUGUGAGUGUGUUGUGUGUAGCAGACAAGAGAAACAACACAAAAAAAAGGCUGUUCUCUUGAAUCCAUGCUCAUCUUGACCCCCUCCCCUCCCCUCCCCUCCCAGUAUUUAUACAUUCCUUUCAUGUUGCCUGGGCUCCACUCUCCAUUCUCAGCGGUUUCUCUCCAGGUUGUCCGAGCGAACAUCAGGCAGCUUGUCUCUACUGUCUCUUCACUUGACUGUCCUCAUCAGAAAAGGAUGAAACUGUUGCAGUCCCGUGCCUCUCGCCACAGACGUAACGCUGCCCGACAGAUGCAAACAAACAGGCUGAAACGAUGCAGUCCGUCUUAGUAAUCAAUAAUCCGUGACUUUAUAUAGCAUUUAAACACACGAGCUCAGUUACACUAGUCUCACAGCAGCUGCUCGUCUUUAAUUUGAGCGGUCGGUCACCCUCCACCAUGCUUUUAUGUAGACGCUGCGUGCGCUUUUCAGCGAAACACGUUUGAAGGGUUUUCUUCUCGUCUGUGCUUGGAUACUGAAGUACUGAUCUGGCAGGAUGUAAAUGAAAGUAGGUUUGUUUUUUGUUUUUUUUUCCUGCUUUCGCCGUCAGAUGCUUUCUCCAGCAUCGUGUGUUUAGACCACGCCUUGACGCGCUCCACACACCUGCCCUGCCUGUUGCUUUUCAUGCCAGGUUCAGUCUUUAUGCAUCUCAGUCCGCAGCGGUCAGGCAAGUUUUAACACAUCUUCUGUGUGCGCGCGCGCGCGUGUGUGUGUGUGUGUGUGUGUGUGUGUGAGUGAGAGAGUCUCAUCUCUUUGCCUCUGUGUCCCUGCCUCCCAUGUAUGUUUUUAUUUUUUUAUUUUUUUUUUUAAAGCCUGGUGGACAAUUCAAACACAAACACAGCACAAGCAUUGAAAUGGGGAAAAAAAGGAACAAUAAUAAUGUACAAAAAAGACCGUAAGAGAAUUUGAAGUAUAGUAUUACAGAUUAAUUUUGUAUUGUAUUUAUUGUGUAUAAUGACACUUUUUAAAAAGAAAUGUACAUUUAGUAAAACUGUAAAUUAAACCUUGCUUCUUUUAUGAAA